Erinaceus europaeus (western European hedgehog) is the source of this 1614-nucleotide messenger RNA. It is a transcript of the gene ANKRD33, whose product is annotated as ankyrin repeat domain 33. The transcript has 5 exons. The record is from RefSeq and is a predicted model, not a curated record. Gene Ontology annotation, biological process: negative regulation of transcription by RNA polymerase II; negative regulation of transcription regulatory region DNA binding. Bases 182 to 1348 code for a protein of 388 amino acids. Gene Ontology annotation, molecular function: protein binding. NCBI's taxonomy places the organism in Eukaryota, Metazoa, Chordata, Mammalia, Eulipotyphla, Erinaceidae.
GGAGACAGACUCCAGAGUCCACCUUGGGUACUCCCAGCCAUUUGGGGAUGCUGUAGACAGCCAGCAAUGACUGCCUCCUGGGAAGUGUGCAAACUUCAGAUGCAAGUUGCUUGAGGAUUUGCCCCGAGGCUGGAAGAGCAAGAAGAGCUGCUGGAAGAGGAAGAAGAGGGGAGGGCUGGUCAUGUCUGAGACUCUGCCCAGCCUCGAUGUUGAGACCCCUGCCCCAGGUUGCAGCCUGGGGACCUUGUACUGGGCCUGUGUCCGCAAUGACCCUGCCCAGCUCCAGGCCCUGCUGGAUGGUGGAGUCUCCCCAGAGGAUGCCGCCCAGGUGGACAGCAAUGGAAGGACAGGCCUGAUGGUUGCCUGUUACCAUGGAUUCACUGGUGUUGUGGCCCUGCUCAACCACUGCCCAUUCCUCGAUGUGAACCAGCAGGACAAAGAAGGGGACACAGCCCUCAUGCUGGCUGCCCAAGCAGGCCAUGCAUCUCUGGUGAGUUUCUUGCUCAACUACUAUGCGGGCCUGGACCUGGAGCGCAGGGACCAAAGAGGGCUCACAGCGCUGAUGAAGGCCGCCAUUCGGGACCGCUCUGAAUGUGUGGCUGCUCUCCUCAUGGCAGGAGCUGACCUGACAGCAGUGGAUCCAGUUCGAGGCAAGACAGCCCUGGAGUGGGCUGUGCUGACUGACAGCUUCAACGUGGUGCGAAGGAUCCGGCAGCUACUGCAGCGGCCGAAAGUGGAGCAACUCAGUCUGUGUUCCCAACCCAAGUGGCCAACCUUGCCCAGGGUCAUGGCCCAGACUCCUCGUCAGGCCACCCCAUCUCUCCUAGAGCGACUACUGGACACCCUGAAUCUCUCCUUUGUCCAGUCUCCUCAGGAGGGGGGUGUCCUGGACCACCUCGUGACCAUCACAACCGGCUUGGCCAGUCCUUUUCUCACCACUGCCUGCCACAACCUAUGCCCGGACCACCUGCCUACAUUGGGCAGCCGAAGCAAGUCUGUGCCAGAACUGUUGGGCACUGCCCCACCCUCUCCCCCAGCCCCCCAUCCUCCCCAGGAAGUCCCUGGUGUCCAGGUCCUCAUCCCUUACCAGAGCCCUCAGGGUGUGUUGGGCAUAUGUUGUCAGUGGCUCCAGUGCAGGGACAGUACCAGCCCCACGCUCCAAACCCCCAAGAUCCUUCUCUCCACGGUACCCUCUACACCCAGGCAGUCCAAGCCAGAGCCCAGACCCAGAGGGCAUCGAAAUCUGGCCCUUCCUGUCUGGCAAUACCAGGAGCUCCGGAUGGAGAGGAGAAGGCAGGAGGAGGAAGAGGAGACCAGGCAGGCUCAGAAUAAGGGGGAAAUGGACUAGAGCAGGCUGGGAGCAGGUAGUUGGGCUCUCCUUAAACUUCUUUGCUCUCUAAAACCUGUGUCAGCCCCCCCAUCCCCUUCUGUCUAAGUAAAUCUGCUUUCAACCUAUGUAGGAGCCUAUUAAUACAACAUGGCUUGCAGUAAUCAAAGAGUGGAAACAACCAAAGUGUACAUCAGUUGAGAAUGGACUAAAUUGAUUCUGGGUGUGAUUACUGUAUAUCCAUACAAUGUAUUCUAUACAAUAGUAAAACUUAAGUAAGGAAACUC